Aedes albopictus (Asian tiger mosquito) is the source of this 452-nucleotide messenger RNA. RefSeq lists its product as uncharacterized. The coding region runs from base 54 to 398 and encodes 114 amino acids. The record is from RefSeq and is a predicted model, not a curated record. Gene Ontology annotation, biological process: regulation of oxidative phosphorylation; mitochondrial electron transport, cytochrome c to oxygen; mitochondrial respirasome assembly. The transcript has a single exon. NCBI's taxonomy places the organism in Eukaryota, Metazoa, Arthropoda, Insecta, Diptera, Culicidae.
CACUUCACUGGUCAUUUGUUUGGAAACAACACAUCAACCUCAAACGCACGAAAAUGUCGCUCUUGCUGAAGUCGUCUGUCAACCUUUAUAAACUUCACCCGAAAACCAUCCAGCAGCAAGCCGCAAGAAGCUUCCUAACGAAGAAAAAGUGUCCCCCGAAAACCGAAGAGGAAUCCCAAUGUGGACGUGCAGCUGGUGCGUCUGGCCGAGUCAAUGAAAUCGCCGCCGGUUACAAGCUGCUCAAGGACAAACAGGCCCGGUUUCAAGUCAAGGACAAUCUUCCGGUGUGGCUAAAGGGAGGACCAAUGGACCGCAUGCUGUAUGUCUCGACGGUGGGACUGUCCGUCGUUGGGUUGGGCUGUUCUCUGGCGUUCAUUUCGAUGAUGGCAUUGAAAUAGUUUAAACUGGCGGUUUUUUAAUAAAUUAACAUUUCAAUAAAUUAAUCUUACAAA